This is a messenger RNA of Aspergillus chevalieri, 885 nucleotides long. RefSeq lists its product as uncharacterized. The record is from RefSeq and is a predicted model, not a curated record. The transcript has a single exon. Lineage: Eukaryota; Fungi; Ascomycota; Eurotiomycetes; Eurotiales; Aspergillaceae. The coding region runs from base 1 to 885 and encodes 294 amino acids.
AUGAAAUCCAUUCUGCUGCUCUGCUUCCAGCUCCUCGCUGUCUUUGCUACUCCCCUGGUCCUCCCUGAUGAUGCACUCAUGGAACAGGCGUUUUUGAGUGACGCUCAGAGAGCGUCUGCUCUUCCUGCGACCAACUCCCACCAGGAUGCCAUCUACAUCGACCACAGCUCCUCCUCUGGCAGACAAAUCGAGCCAAUGACCCGUCCGUCCUGGUUUACCUCUGUUCUAAUGGCCCGUCGUCUCCUGGCCCUCUCGACCAGCGGCGUCGCCUCAACCAUCUUCCCCGACUCCCUGCCCCUAAACGGCCACACCCCGCCCUCCGUCGCAGGCCACUCGAUCAGUCUCCGUGAAUACUUUGCAGACUGCGACGAAGCUCUGCCAACCUCCUACAAGUAUGCCAACAACGGAGACGGCAGCCCGACUCUCCUCGCUCUCAAGGUCGCAACAACCUUCCGCAACACCGCCGCCGGAUCGAACAUAUCCCUCUCCCUCGACUGGUGGGACCACAUCAACGACACCGAACCUAUCUACCCCGGUUUCCCGCUGAGUCCCGCCGGACUCCCUCGUGUCACGCUAUUCGGGUACGUCGAGCCAUUCCCUGAGCCGAUUCCUGAGGAUGUUGAAACUGCGUUGGAGAAGUGUUACUUGCACGCGCAUCCUGAUGCGGAGGUGUGGUUGCCGCAUAAACGGGGCUCGCCGCACUCGAGUUUCUGGGCGAGAAUGGUGGUUACGGAUGUUUACUGGAUCGGGGGAUUUGGGGAUGUGCAGCAGAUUGGGUGGAUGGAUGUGAAGGAGUGGGCGGGUGUGAGGAGGAAGGGAAGUGUAGAGGGUGUUGGGGAUGGUAGGGGCUGGGAGGAUGUGAGAUUGCCGGGGGAGAAGCAGUAA